AUGGUCCGUUCGUUACUGACGCUGGGUGCCGCCGCGCUCCUCGGCGCGACGGCGGUCUUGGCCGACGACAUCCCGACAUGCUCACUCGACAAGAAGUGCCCUGAGAGCGCUCCUUGCUGUUCCCAAUACAACCAAUGCGGUGUCGGCGCGUACUGCCUGGGAGGCUGCGACCCCCGCAUGUCCUUUUCGCUUGACUCGUGCGUUCCCGCGCCGGUGUGCAAGGACAUGACAUACAAGAUGGACUCGUUGGACCGGUACAAGGAUAUCAGCGAGUACCUGGGUGAUUCUAGCAAGACCGACUGGGUCGGGCAAGGUGAGCCGUUGCUGUACGACGGCAACGUGCUCCUGACUAUGCCUCCCAAGUCUGUUGGCACCGUCUUGGCCACUACUACGUACAUGUGGUACGGUAACGUCAAGGCGCGUCUUAAGACAUCGCGCGGUCGCGGUGUUGUCACGGCUUUUAUUCUGUUCAGUGAUGUCAAGGAUGAGAUCGACUACGAGUUUGUCGGUGUCGACCUGCAAACCGCGCAGACCAACUACUACUUCCAAGGCAUUCCCGACUACGUCAACGGUGGUAACGCCACGAUUGAAGGCAACUCAUACGACGAUUUCCACGACUACGAGAUCAACUGGACUCCCGAUGAGAUUCAGUGGAUCAUCGACGGCAAAGUUGGCCGCACCAAGAAGCGCUCGGAGACCUGGAAUGCGACCUCCAACCAGUGGGCGUACCCCCAGACCCCGUCGCGUGUGCAAAUCUCCAUCUGGCCCGGUGGUGCCGACACCAACGCCAAGGGCACUGUCGACUGGGCCGGUGGUGCCAUCGACUGGAACAGCGACGAGAUCAAGGACUUUGGCUACUACUUUGCCACAUUCGCGGAAGUCAGCGUCAAGUGCUUCAACGCCAACUCGCCUCCCGGAACCAACAAGGCCAACUCGUACUACUACAACAACAUCAAGGGCACCAACGACACCGUGGUCGAUUCGGACAAGCCUACGAUCCUCAAGAGCCUCCUCGGCACGGGGACCAACAUGAACAAGGGCGACGGCAGCUCCAGCACGACCGGCGCCCACCCCUCCCACUCCUCUGGCGCCAGUGUACCCGGUGGUGGCACCGCCCAGGUUCCCGGUGGUACCAACCCUGGUGCCGGGACCGGCAACGGCAACGGUGCCAACCCGAACGGCGACGGGUCGGGGUCGAGCAACUCCGGCGGCAGUGGCUCGGGCACCAGCGGCGCGUCGCCGUGCCAGGCCAGCGGCUUCUCGCAGUCGUGUGACGAGGGCGGAUCGAACGGUGGGACCAACCCGAACAGCGGCUCGCGUGUGGCGGAUCGGACCCUUGGGGCCAGCGCGUUCGCGGUGGUCAUUGGGUUUGCGGGGCUGCUUUUGCUUUAA
Dichotomopilus funicola is the source of this 1392-nucleotide messenger RNA. Its product is annotated as concanavalin A-like lectin/glucanase domain-containing protein. Gene Ontology annotation, biological process: carbohydrate metabolic process; cell wall organization. NCBI's taxonomy places the organism in Eukaryota, Fungi, Ascomycota, Sordariomycetes, Sordariales, Chaetomiaceae. Gene Ontology annotation, cellular component: cell wall. The transcript is spliced from 3 exons. Bases 1 to 1392 code for a protein of 463 amino acids. Gene Ontology annotation, molecular function: hydrolase activity, hydrolyzing O-glycosyl compounds. The record is from RefSeq and is a predicted model, not a curated record.